UUUCGUACAAGUUUGUGUAACAUAUCCUGGGAACUCGCAGUUCAUGUUACUGUGGUGUUCCCAUUGGUUCGUCUCAGGAUCGAAAAUUUCAACCGAAGUAUGACCACGUCCGCCAAUAGCAUACAGUUUUCCAUUGACAGCAGCCAGUCCUAAAAUUUGCCAUGGAGCACGGCAGAACCAUGA
Messenger RNA from Haemonchus placei, 183 nucleotides. NCBI's taxonomy places the organism in Eukaryota, Metazoa, Nematoda, Chromadorea, Rhabditida, Trichostrongylidae. The record is from the annotation of a GenBank genome assembly.